Molecule: messenger RNA, 7596 nt
Organism: Hemibagrus wyckioides
Lineage: Eukaryota; Metazoa; Chordata; Actinopteri; Siluriformes; Bagridae
Gene: arhgap21b
Product: Rho GTPase activating protein 21b
Exons: 26
Coding region: 753-5870 (1705 amino acids)
Biological process (GO): signal transduction
Molecular function (GO): phospholipid binding; protein binding
Source: RefSeq, a predicted model, not a curated record
AAAAAGAUCCAUUCCUUGAUUUCUGAAACAGUUCCUGGAACUCUGCAGUUCUUGAAAAGGUUCCUGGCUGCUGAAAAGAUCUGGUUUUCCUCAAAGUGUUUGUUGGUUUCUGAAAAGCUGUUCCCGAAAGAGUUCCUGAGCUCCGAGACACGGAGACGUUUGGGACGUUUUUCAGAGAUACAUGGACUUUUUUCAGGAGAGGAACUAGGAACCUUUUUGGAAAUGCCAGGUUUAUUUUAAGAACCCAAGAACAUCUUCAGCAAACCAGGAACUCUUUCAGGAAAGUUCUCAAGAAACUUAAUGGAAUUGAAUGUUUGUUUUAAUUCCAAAAAGGUUCUUUUUCACAUCCCAGGAUCCUUUGAGGACUCUUUUUCAACUUCUUCUCUAAAUCUGUCCUGAAUCCUGAACUGAACAGACCUCCUUCUCCUCCUCCUCCUGCUCUUCAGGAUCCCAUGACAUCUGCAGGAUUCUAGGAACAUCAACCAUCAGGAAUUCCUUCUCUGAGAAAUCAUUACGGAUUACGGAACUUUUACAGGAACCUAUUACAUUUGAAGGACCCUGAUAUCUUUUUUUUUCAGGAACUUUUCCUGACUCCGGAACUUUUUCAGACUGGAGGAUAGAGAAGGUUCCAUCAGGAAUUCCCCAGGAACCGAGCUGGACUCGGGGAGUCGAGGCAGGAUGGAUGUGAGCGGCGUGAUGUGAUGGGAUUAAUCUGACGCUCCUCUAGAUGUGGACUGCGGGGAGGUGAAGCGAUGGCGUCAGGUUGGAGGAACGAUGAGGACGAGGCGAGUUACAGCGUUCACACCCCGCCGUGUGAGGACACGUGUGAGCAGAAGGAGUGUCUGGUGUCCAUGUUCCAGUCGGAGGACGAGGUGUUCUCGUGGCCCGGGCUGAAGACCGUACGGUUACGGCGCACGGCGAUGGGCUUCGGCUUCACCCUGCGCCACUUCAUUGUGUACCCGCCCGAGUCCGCCGUACAUUCCACUUACAAGGAUGAGGACUCAGAUCAUCGAGGACGAGGGCGGAGCAGACUGGAGCCCAUGGACACCAUCUUUGUGAAGCAGGUUAAAGAGGGAGGUCCUGCAGACGGAGCCGGACUCUGCACAGGAGACCGGAUAGUCAAGGUCAAUGGAGAGAGCAUCAUCGGGAAAACCUACUCACAGGUCAUUGCAGUCAUCCAGAACAGUGAUACCUAUCUGGAGCUGAGCGUGAUGCCCAAGGAUGAAGACAUAUUACAGCUGCUUUCACAGGAGAUCACUCGUGUGGCGUAUUCGCAGGAUGCUUACCUUAAAGGUCAUGACUCCUACAGUGGAAACGCUCGCCACAUCCCAGAGCCACCUCCCAUAUGUUACUCUCGAGUAGACUGUAAACCCCUCGGGAUGGCCGAGGCGACGGAAAUCCCAGCCACAGGGGGGCUGCAGUCGGAUUUGGGAUACCGCAUGGAGAUUCCGGUUCCCCCUUCGCCGCCACCAAGGAUCCCGAAGACACAAACGGCGGUGUGUGUGUGCAACGAAAGUGUCCGUACGGUGGUGGUGCCGGCGGACGUCCACAUGGGUCACAUGGUUCCUACGGGUCCCGAUCCUAUGCUGAUGAGAACGAGGUCGUAUCUUCUCCCACGCAAACCUGACCUGUAUUCUCCAGGUUACCACGGAGACUCCUAUGCCAUUCCACCGCCUCGUUAUCAUCCGUCUUCUUCCUCCGUAUCUCCGGCUUCCCAUCAGAAUAUUGACUGGCGGACAUAUCAGACAUACAGGGAGUACAUCGACCACAAAGGCCUGCACGCGUACAGCCGGACGAUUCAGGAGCGCCUGGACAGUUUGCGUGCUGCUGCGGGCACUUCUCAAACCUCUACAAACUUUACGCAAAAAGCCACUUGGGGCAAUAAAAUCCGACGCAGGAGUACGUCGCACGAUCGGGCCUAUCAAGGACCUCCCAUGCUUCCGCCUCGCAGUGCCUCCCAGGACCGGAUGACGGGGGCAGAAAGAGUGUCUCGAGCGCAAGACUGGCCUCCUCGGAGUGUCUCCUCGGACGGGAUCAUGCGGAACACUCGUUUUCAUUCCACGGACUACAUCGAGCACAGUGAAAUGGCUCCUUGGCCUGUGGACCGGAGGGCUUACGGCAGGACAGAGCAAGCACCUCGUCCCAGUCGGCAGCCCGCUCCCCAGAGACCGGGGAUGUUUCAGCAUUCCUAUGGAAACAGUGUCCGUGGUCGUUCGGGGCCACAUCAGCUGAGCUGUAGAACGGACAUCCCGCCUCCUGCCGUUUCUGCCGAUAGAAUCUCGCGCAUCAGCAAAAGUCAGCCCAAGGAGGUGCAGGCAUGUAAAGACCAAAGACUUUUAAGUAAUCACGUUACGGUUUCGGCGGCUAGCCAGCAGUCCAGGACUCGGGCUGAGACCAUGCAAAGUCCAGAACCGGUCAAAGAAUCCUCGGUGAGUCAGAGGUCGACCUCCUGCUCUGUACCUACACCUCAGAGACAAACUCCGGGGGUAAGGAUCCACCCGCGGGAUCUCAAGGGAUUACCGGUGAACGGGUGCAGUCUAGCGGAAGGUGUGGUGAUGCGAGAAAAACCUCAAGGGGGGAAAGGUGCACCGCUACGCCAUCCAUCCUACAUUCAGGCGCAGGAGCAUCAAGACUCCCUGUUCGGCUCUGCUAACCUGAACGAGUCGCUCGACUCCAUCCCCUUCAUCGACGAGCCCGCGAGCCCGAGCGUGGAUCAGGACGGCAGUCAUAUCUCGGCAUUGGCGGUGAUCUCCACGGCUCAGGGCGCCGUGGCCGACUCUUCCGGCUCGGCCACGCCCAGCCCUCACAUGCGCAGACAGCUGUCUCACGACCAGGAAUCACUCAGAAGUGCUAUUCUGGAACAGAGUGGAACCAAAACGGAGCGCUCCAAAUCAUACGAUGAAGGUUUGGACACGUACAGGGAGGAGGGGCGGCGGCGUUCCAGUAAGCCCAGUCUGAAGGUGUUCAGGAAGGCUCUGGAUGGCCACAAGUCGUCGGACGAGUCCAGCUCCAGGAGAGACUCCAGCUCGGACAUCUUCACGGACUUCUUUAAGGAGGGCUGGCUGCAUUUUCGACAGCUCCACACGGAUAAGAACAAACGCGUGGGUGGAGGAAUGCGGGCGUGGAAGCAGAUGUACGCGGUGUUGCGUGGUCACUCCGUCUUCCUCUACAAGGACAGGAAGGAGGCUCAUGUGCACUCGCAGCUGGACGAAGAUCCGCAGCAGGUCAGCAUCAAAGCCUGCCUCAUCGACAUCUCCUACAGCGACACCAAGCGCAAGAACGUCUUCCGGCUCACCACGUCCGACUGCGAGUACCUGUUCCAGGCCGAGAGUCGCGACGACAUGCUGUCCUGGAUACGAGCCAUCCAGGACAACAGCAACCUGGAUGACGAGAACACCGGGGUGACGAGCACCGACCUCAUCAACAGGAAGAUCAAAGAGUACAUCUCCAUGAGUGCUCCUACGAGUAAGACAGAACCUUCACCCAAAGCUUUGCGACAGUCUCUGAGCAUCAAACACACACUGCUGGGGGUGACCGGGGUCAGGAGUCAGAGCACACACUCUCCCCGGGGUGAGCAGGACAGGAGCAGCAAAGAGGAGUGGAGUCCACCACGGGACAGAGCGGCCUGGAGGAGAGGAAUCCCAGGGCUGAAGAAGAAACCUCAGGAGAAGAAGCCCACGGCUGGAGUGACCUUCGGAGUCAGACUGGACAACUGUCCACCUGCUCACAACAACAGGUUUGUGCCUCUGAUAGUGGAGGUGUGCUGUAAGCUGGUGGAGGAGAGGGGGUUGGAGUACACCGGGAUCUACAGAGUUCCCGGGAACAACGCAGCCAUCUCCAGCAUGCAGGAGGAACUGGACACUAAGGGCAUGACCGACAUGGACCUAGACGAUGACAAAUGGAGGGAUCUAAAUGUCAUCUCCAGUUUGCUGAAAUCGUUCUUCAGGAAGCUCCCAGACCCUCUCUUCACUAACGAGAAGUAUUCAGAUUUUAUCGAGGCUAAUCGAACAGAGGACGGUGUGGAGCGCUUAAAGACACUGAAGAGACUGAUCCAUGAGCUUCCUGAGCAUCAUUAUGAAACCCUGAAGUUCUUGUCUGGUCAUCUGAAGACCGUCUCAGAGAACUGUGAGAAAAACAAGAUGGAGCCGCGUAACCUGGCCAUCGUGUUCGGCCCAACACUGGUCAGAACCUCAGAAGACAACAUGACACACAUGGUCACUCACAUGCCUGACCAGUACAAAAUCGUGGAGACGCUCAUUCAGCAGUAUGACUGGUUCUUCUCAGAAGAUGGAGAUGAGGAACCUGUAACGUCUGUGGAGCAGGAGAGCACGGUCCAGUCUCAGCCCGUCCCCAACAUCGAUCACCUGCUGACCAACAUCGGCCGCACCGCCCCCUCACCUGGAGACGUCUCAGAUUCAGCCACCAGUGACUCUGCCAAAUCAAAGCAGGGCUCCUGGGGCUCGGGUAAAGACCAGUACAGCAGAGAGCUGCUGCGCUCGUCCAUCUUCGCCAGCCGCAAGCGCAAAAAACCCAAAGACAAACCUCAGAUGAGCAGCUCGGAGGACGACCUGGACGCCAGCUUCUCCAAGAAAGAGCUUCCGGACGAGAGCGAGCCGGACCGUGAGCGGCGCGAGGAGGCGGAGAGCGUAGCGUGCGAUCGGCUAGAAAAGUCGGACCGGAGAUCGGAACAGAGCAGCGCCGACAAUCCGACAGAAUUUAAAUCCGACAUCCUGCCUCUGAAACCGCCGCAGUUCAAUAAAUCUGGCGAGUCUCCUAAAAAACACCGAGCGCCGAGAGAGCGGGAGAUGGUGCGUCAGAAUUCGCUCUCCGAUCCGCCGUCGGCUUCGUACGACGAGGGCUGCGUGUCGGAUUUGGGAACGCUGAACAGCACGAGUUCUCAGGCGUCCGGGCCCAGAAUCAGGCAGGGCAGGAUUCCGGGUCCCUGGAUGGAGAACGUAGGAGCCGAGGUCUGCUCCAUCACGUCCGAUUACUCCACCACGUCGUCCAUGACGUUCCUGACGGGGAUCGAGUCGACCGCGCUGAGUCCGUCUCACGACGCCGACGACGAGAGGAGCGAGCUCAUCAGUGAGGGCAGGAACAUCGAUUCCGACAGCGAGAGCAACUUAUCCGUGUUCGCGCUCACACAAGACGACAGAGAGUCCGAGGACGUUUUAUCUGUGCGAGAAGAAGGCGGAGUCACGCCCUUUCAGACUUCUCCCAGCCUGCUGGUGUCGCAGCGCAUCGUCGCGGGCGACACGUUAGCGCGGAAGAGAGGAAGCCGGCAAAAAAUGGACAGCGAGUCGUCGACGGACGGCGGGCGCAGCGAUAAAGAUUCCAGGAUUUCCAAAAUGCUGGACACGGUCAAGGGGAGACCCGGAAGCGGCGAAAACGAGCCCUUGUGGCGAAUCAAAAUCACCGAUCGCCUAAAGUGCCGACUCCGUGCCUCUGCCGACGACAUGUUUGGCGUGGGAUCUCAGCGCACCAGAUCCCCCGAGACACGCAGCAAACGCAAGACCAACAUACGCCGCCGCCACACCAUGGGCGGCCAGAGAGACUUCGCCGAGCUGUCCGUCAUCACCGGCGCCGAGCUCUCCGCUAUGGAUCGCUUAAAACCCAAAUGCAGCUCGCAGGACUUCUCCAUCGCCGACUGGAUCGUCAGAGAGCGGCACCGCACCAGCAACCCAGAGGUCAGCCUGGAAAACUCGGACCUGUUCUCCGCCGGGGCCUCGGGGUCCGGUUCGGGAAUGUCGAACGGGGAAGCGGCGGCGGCCGUGGCUCAGCUCAAAAGCUUCAGCUUAGCCUCCGACGCUCAUCCACACAAACUGUCCGGGGUGCAGGUGGUCCGCUCGCGGUUCUAUCAGUACCUCUGAUUGGGUUCUGAUACAGACUGAAGCCUGAGUGAGAGAGAGAGUAAAGGUACUUAAAUCCAUGAGUUAUUUUUUACACAGGAUGUUAAAAAAAAAAAGUGAAGAAGGAAGGUGAAGGUACUGACGCAGGUUUCUGACAGUCAGGAGGAGGUUCUUUUCCUCUCUCUUCCCUCUGACUCCCAGAAUCUGAUUUUAAUAAUUUUCUCUAAACAAAUGAAUUCGACUCGAGGUCUCGGGGUGAAGAGGACCGCCUCUCAGCGCCGGACCUGAAGAACCCCAGUGUUACUGCCCCCAUUAAUGAUUCCACUGGAAUGAAGCUGUGAGAGGGCCGGAUGAUGAUGAUGAUGAUGGUGAUGGUGAUGAUGAAGAUAAAGAAUGAGGGGAGGGAGGGGCUAUUUGUAUGUUCUCAGACAAAGUGGGCGUGAACGUAAUUUUUUUUUUUUUUUUUAAGGUUUCUAUGACGACUUGUUCCUGCAAGUGUAAGAAGGUCUCGACUCAACCAAAAUGAAGAAUGUAUCUAAUCUCUGAUCUGCUUGCUGUACCGCUUCAUCUGCGCCGUUUCUCUCGCUCUCUCUUUCUUUUUCUUUUUAUUUGUACAUAGCCCCUUAAUUUUAAUGUACUUGAAAUGAUUUUUUUUUUUCCUUUGAAAUUUUGCAUAGCGUGAUGGUGUUUUUUUUUUUUUUAAAUAUAUAUAUAAUUAAGGCCUCUCUCUCAUGUAGUCGUUUACACGUUCUGUUGUUCGACCAUCAACAACAAAAAGUAUAUUAUCCGUAUGUUCUCCGUACGGUGUGUGAUGUUUGGGCCUGAAGUGCUGGACCAGUGCUGGUACUGGGCGUUCAUUUCCCUUCAGCUCCAACAGAGGGCGCUGGAGUUUAUCUUUUAAUGUGAUUUCUACGCGCCGUUACGAACAGACGUUUCCCUGCGUCGAGAAACGAAGCGAAAGUCUGUUUACUCGUUAUUCAAGCGUAAAGCGGCAGCGGCUGAAAUGAAGCUGAGAAGGAAGCGGUGGAGGUCAGAGGUGUGUCUGGAGAGUGGGCGGAGCCGAUUCUAGUGUGGCUAGCUCGCUUUGCUAAUCUAAUCUGAGAACCAAGUGAGCAUGAAGCACGUAAUGCGCCUGUUUCAUUAGCAUGCGGCCGCUCACCAGGAAGAGAAGACAGGCCACGCCCACAAGAGACUAACGAACCUUAUUUUAGCUGAAUAUUUAACAACAAUUAAAAAUAAAAACUCGGGACGUUUUUUUGUUUUUCUUUUCCGGCUUCAGGGAAACGUUUUUAGAUUCUCGCGCAUUUUAAGAGACGAGAACCAAACCUACUGCGCGUCUCUGAGCAAGACAGGAAGUGAAGAGAGCCUUUUGUUCAUUUGCUCGCAUUCCACUUCCGUCUUAACACCUUUUCUUUCUUACUUUUUUUUUUUUUUUAAAGAAAUAGAAUAUUUGCAUUUCAGCCUUUUAGACGUUUGUGUAAAAUGAUGUAAAUGUGCGUACGUGUCACAACACGUCUCCCUCGUCACGUCACUCACUGCUGUAACAGUGACGGGGCGGGGCCAAGGGACCGGACUGGACCAUGUGCUUCAUCUCCAGGGGGGGAGUGAGUGAUUGUGUGUGUGUGUGUGUGUGUGUGUGAGAGAGAGAGAGCGGGGUCUUGUUUGUUUUUCUAUCAUGUCCUGUCCGCUACAAACGUGGACAAAUGAAACACUGGAGAGAAAAAAAAUAAAAACGUUUUAUGUCUGA